AUGCCGCCCCCUCGGUCUAAGCCGGCCACCGCCCUGCCAAUACGGCAACCGCAGCUUCAUCAUGCCCCCGAGCAGCACCGGCCUGCGGGGAACGACCUUGUGAGCAGCAGCGAUGGAGAGGGCACCCCUGCCGACGGGGAGGCCAAGGGAACGGCCAAAAGCACAAAUGUAGCCCGCACCGAAAGGGGACCGCCUGAGGCUACCGCGCAGGACGAGAGCAUCCGGGCGUAUGGGCACACCUACCAUUCCUCAGGCCGCGUCCUCAUACCCGACGAUGCGUCAGAGGCGCGCCGCAUGAGGCUCAUGCACGACCUCCUGAAGCUGUGCCUCGACGGGCGGCUCGCGGCUGCGCGGCUGCCCAUUGACCGCCCCGGCGCGGGACUGAGACCGCAGACGCACCCGCACGUACCGCGGACCUCGAGUUGGAACCAGCGCCGCCCCCCUUCCUCUUCAUCUUCCUCACAGCCCGCGCCCCCCUCCGCUUCUGCGGCGGGGCCGUCGGCGGCUCACAGAGCGGCAGCCGCGCCGCGCCGGCCGGCCGCAAGGACACCGCCGGGGCCCCUUGCUUCGGCAUCCGUCACUGCCGGUGUCGAAAAGGCUGCCGACCCGGGGGCCACUGAGCGGCCCGCGGCUCCGUUUCGGAUCCUCGACGUCGGGACCGGGACGGGCGCGUGGGCCGUCGAGGCGGCGCGCAAGUAUCCUUCCGCGCAGGUUCUUGGCGUGGACCUAUCGGCUGCGCUGCUGCCAAAGGAAGGUGACGCUGCGGUGCCUGCAAAUUGUCGAUUCGAGGUUGCCGAUGCCGCCGAUGCGAGCGCGGCGUUCUGGCGCGGGACGUCUGUCGAUGGCGACGAGGCACCCUUUGACUUCAUACACAUCCGGAACCUCAUCGGCGGCGGUGUGCCGGACUGGCGUGCCCUCCUCGCCACGGCCAUGGGCUACCUCAAACCCGGCGGCCAGCUCGAGUUCACAGAGGUGCGCCCGCGGUUCUUCGACGUCGACGCAGCAUCCGCAUUUCUGCCGCGCUCAUCACCCUCACCCACGCCCUCGCAAUCGCCGUCCUUGUCGUCAUCCUCACCGCCAGGCUCGCCGCCGUCAUCGUCGUCGGCGCCUGCCAGCAAGCCACCAGGAGGUGUUGGUCCCGCGUGCGAGGAGUACCAGCGCGUCUUUGUCGAGAACGCCGACAAGCUGGGCGUAGACUUUGACCCUGUCCCGAAAGUAUGCGGCUGGCUCAGCGAGCUGGGGGCGCAAGUAGUGCGCGAGCGUGUCGACUGGCUGCCCGUACGGGCAUGGGGGAGCGACGUCCUGCAGCGGCGCAAGGGGAGGCUGGUGGAGGAGAUGCUAGACGUCUGCCUCGAAAACUGGACGCUUAUGCUCUUUGGCCGCUCUGGGUGGGAGGAACACAAGACGCGGGCCCUCAUCGAGCGUGUCAAGGGCGAGAUUCGAGACCCCCGUGGGCGGAGCUACAUGAAGAUGACAUUCAUCACGGCUAAGAAGCCCCUCGCCGAAGAGGAUGACAACGGCGAGACGACGCCUGGCGCUGGCAGUGGGUAG
Molecule: messenger RNA, 1551 nt
Organism: Purpureocillium lilacinum
Lineage: Eukaryota; Fungi; Ascomycota; Sordariomycetes; Hypocreales; Ophiocordycipitaceae
Molecular function (GO): methyltransferase activity
Source: RefSeq, a predicted model, not a curated record